UUAGUCGCCAACAAGAAUCGAACGUGCGAUUUUUAUUUUUCUAUUUACAUCCUUUCGUUGGCCUAAAAGAUAAACUGCCAAGAUGUGUGACGAUGAUGCGGGUGCAUUAGUUAUCGACAACGGUUCGGGCAUGUGCAAGGCCGGCUUUGCUGGUGAUGAUGCCCCCCGUGCUGUGUUCCCAUCGAUUGUGGGUCGUCCACGCCACCAGGGUGUGAUGGUGGGUAUGGGUCAGAAGGAUUCGUACGUUGGUGAUGAGGCUCAGAGCAAACGUGGUAUCCUGACACUGAAAUAUCCCAUCGAGCAUGGCAUUAUCACUAACUGGGACGAUAUGGAGAAAAUCUGGCAUCAUACCUUCUACAAUGAGUUGCGUGUGGCGCCCGAGGAACAUCCAGUUCUAUUGACGGAAGCUCCACUGAAUCCUAAGGCUAAUCGCGAGAAGAUGACCCAGAUCAUGUUCGAGACCUUCAACUCGCCGGCCAUGUAUGUUGCCAUUCAGGCUGUGCUGUCACUAUACGCCUCCGGUCGUACCACUGGUAUUGUCUUGGACUCCGGCGAUGGCGUCUCGCACACCGUGCCCAUCUAUGAAGGCUUUGCCCUGCCACACGCCAUUCUGCGUUUGGAUUUGGCCGGUCGCGACUUGACCGAUUAUCUGAUGAAGAUAUUGACUGAGCGCGGCUACUCCUUCACCACCACGGCCGAGCGUGAAAUCGUGCGCGAUAUCAAGGAGAAGCUGUGCUAUGUAGCUUUGGACUUCGAGCAGGAAAUGGCCACAGCGGCUGCCUCCACCUCCUUGGAGAAAUCGUAUGAGUUGCCCGAUGGCCAGGUCAUCACCAUUGGCAAUGAGCGCUUCCGCUGCCCCGAAGCUCUCUUCCAGCCCUCGUUCUUGGGUAUGGAAUCAUGCGGCAUCCAUGAGACUGUCUACAAUUCGAUUAUGAAGUGCGAUGUUGACAUCCGUAAGGAUCUGUAUGCCAACUCUGUGCUGUCUGGCGGUACCACCAUGUACCCAGGUAUUGCUGAUCGCAUGCAAAAGGAAAUCACUGCCCUGGCCCCAUCGACCAUUAAGAUCAAGAUCAUUGCUCCCCCCGAGAGAAAGUACUCGGUGUGGAUCGGUGGCUCCAUCCUGGCCUCGUUGUCCACCUUCCAGCAGAUGUGGAUCUCGAAGCAGGAAUACGAUGAGUCCGGUCCCGGCAUUGUUCACCGCAAAUGCUUUUAAAUCUUUCCCGAGCCGCGAAAGAUCAACAAAAGCUACUGCCCUAGCGAAUACACAAACCGUUGGCAGCGCGCUUUUCAACAACAUCGGCGCCCACAGUGAUAAGUCAAGACACUUACCAGCAACAGCAACAACAACAACAAAAAUCCACUGCACCGUUAUCAUUCGAAUCAAAGCCACAAGAUACAACAGAACUGGUGACAAGAUGCAAAAACAUCCUUCAUUAGAACUAACUCAAGCAUUUUGUCACGGUCACUGGCGGUUUUUAUUAUAAGUGAAAUAAUUAAUAAUAAUUUGUGUAAAAAUCGUCUUUGUGAAUAAAAUAAAUAUUUUACGUGAGAGAGCUUUUAACCUAGACAGCGAAUUGAAAGAAA
Molecule: messenger RNA, 1584 nt
Organism: Scaptodrosophila lebanonensis
Lineage: Eukaryota; Metazoa; Arthropoda; Insecta; Diptera; Drosophilidae
Product: actin, indirect flight muscle
Exons: 3
Coding region: 83-1213 (376 amino acids)
Biological process (GO): mitotic cytokinesis
Source: RefSeq, a predicted model, not a curated record